ACUGGGGACUGAUCAUUCAGAGUGUAACGUUACUGCAAGUAACCACAGUUACCUUACAAGGCUGUGCGUUGUCAGGAAUGGUGACUCCAAACAGGCAAAUGUUUAUCUACGUUAACUUAAUACCGCACAUCACAAUUUACAUCGUGUCCCUAUAGGCAAUCCAUCCAGCGCAGCUAACGCGAACAUAUGAGCAUAAAACUAUAGUCGCCAGUGCUAGAAACAUCCAUGAUUUUAGCUAAUGCUAAUGCUACUGCCUCUUUUUCAUGUUUCACCUUUUUUUUUUUUUUUAGUGACCCGUUUUAUAAAACUGUACAUGUUAACAUGUCGACUCUUUCACAGUUAUAACUAUACAAAAUAAAAUACCGAGGUUAGUAACAGUAAUAGUGUGAAAAGAAAAGGCCACAGGGUGGCGAGCUGCUCCAUCUUUAAAUCUGCGUCGUUGGCAUAACCUUAGCUAGCUGAGUAAGUUAGCUAAAGCUAGUUAACUUAACUCAAUUCAAUCUUGGUUAUUAAGCCAGCUAUUGACUUAAAAUGAGUUUAGACACACUCUUUAAUCAAAUCCUUCUAUCUGAACAACAAUUAACCGAACAGACACACAAAUUAAAAGAAGUUAAAGUAGCCAUCCUCAAAAGCAAAGAGAAGAUCAAGAGCACCACUGAAAAGUUUGAAAAGACCAAAGAGGAACUUGAUGAAAAGGCUCAGCAGUUGUCUGCUAUAAGGCUGCAGUGUGAUCUGAUAAAGAAAUGUGAAGACCAGAUGUUGAAGCAAAUUGAGGAGCUGCUGUGCCAGAAGAGCUGCCUCAGGGAACGUCUAGCCAAGAUAAAGAGGCAGUCUAAAGAAGAAGAGGAAACCUUCCUUCAGGAGAUCUCAAGGUUCAACAGUGACUUCAGUCUUCGAGGGAACAGAGAGAUAGUGUACCAGGGCCAAACACACACUGAGAUCCUGGACCUGCAGAAGGAAGUGGAAUCAUUGUACAAAGAGAUGGAGCUGAUGAGCCGCGGGAACAAUCACAUGAGCUCCAUGCAGGAUGAGAAGAGAGAGCUCCAGCUCCAACUACAGGGCCUGGAUAGUAUCCAGAAAGACCUGGAUCGGCAGCUCAAUGAGGCUGAGGCAAUGACAGAAUCUCUGAGAGCGGAGAGCCGGUUUGUCAGUCAGAAACCUUUCACUGACAGCACCUGUCUGAGGCUGAGGAAGGAGCUGGAGAUGCAUAAAGAAGGAGAGCUGGAGCUUCUGAGAGAGGCGCUCAGCUCGGAGAUACAGCUCCUGAAGUCAAAGCUGGACAGCAGCCAGGGAAGUGAACGGCAUUAGGUUUGGCACAAUGAUAAUACAGGAAGGUUUCAUUGGUUCACUGAUUGUCUCUUCUGUUAUAAAAUGUACAUGCUAGUAAAUAGAAUAGAGAGAGAAAGAGAAGAAAGAACAAAUGGAGUGAGAUUAUAAACUGUUGUUUAAUAUUUACUUUACAUGAAAAGAGCAAAUUCCAUUCUGAGUAACCUCAGCACACAGGCUGUCUUUAAAAGAUGGAAGUGUUGACACUUACACACUGUUAGUGGAAGAGCUGAAACAAAACAAGAGAUACAUUAAUAAACUGACGACUGAAGUGACACAUUUGUUUUCUUUUCUCCUCUUUCAUUCUAAAGCCCAGACUAUACUGACAAUUUUGUUCUGUUUCUACCUUCAACCAGUUGUUUUAAUGAGAAAGAUUGCUUUUUACAUUUAAUGUAUUGGCACAAGACUAAAACCUAAACACAUGCUCAUACACAGUGUUUCAUUGCUGGCAAAUAAAGGAGGCCUUCAAAUAUGUGAUUUAAUACUGCCCUCUAGUGUACAAAGAGUAACAUGGCUGUAAUAGGAGUGUUGAGUCAAAACUGAAUGUUACACACUGAAUUAGCAUUGAAGCAUGUAAUGUAAUGUUUUUCUUCAAUAUUGUAUAAUAGUUAAAUCACUGACAUUGGACUGUGUAGUUAAUCUCAAUAAAUGAUGUUUUAGA
Messenger RNA from Morone saxatilis (striped sea-bass), 1987 nucleotides. RefSeq names its product coiled-coil domain containing 172 (gene ccdc172). The record is from RefSeq and is a predicted model, not a curated record. Gene Ontology annotation, cellular component: cytoplasm. NCBI's taxonomy places the organism in Eukaryota, Metazoa, Chordata, Actinopteri, Moronidae. The transcript is spliced from 8 exons. The coding region runs from base 532 to 1308 and encodes 258 amino acids.